This is a messenger RNA of Macrobrachium nipponense, 2127 nucleotides long. RefSeq lists its product as uncharacterized. The record is from RefSeq and is a predicted model, not a curated record. The coding region runs from base 1 to 2127 and encodes 708 amino acids. The transcript is spliced from 2 exons. Lineage: Eukaryota; Metazoa; Arthropoda; Malacostraca; Decapoda; Palaemonidae.
AUGAAUCCCCGAAAUCUCCCUCCCUCUCCCACCCUCUCUACCCUUGAAACUCCCUCCCUUUCCACCCCUGAAUCUCCCUCCCUUUCCACCCCUGAAUCUCUCUCCCUUUCCACCCCUGAAUCUCUCUCCCUUUCCAUCCCUGAAUCUCCCUCCCUUUUCACCCCUGAAUCCCCUGAAUCUCCCUCCCUUUCCACUUCUCCACCUUCCUCCACCUCUCCUUCCCCUACUCCCAAUGCUCCACCCACUACCUCUCCCCCUCCCGUCUCUCCCAUAACUGAGGAAGACUUGGACGGAUACAUAGAGCAAUUAGAAUACGAAUACGACAGCUUGGAAAAGCUCAUUGCAGAACUGGACGAGUCAGAAACUGCAGGAGGCAUCAAGAUCAAUGCCAUCCGUCAGAGGAUAUUAAAAAUGAGAGAUAUCCUCAGGAAGAUCAUUCGCCACAGGAAGGCGCCCUGUGACACACGGCAUCUCGUUCCCUACGCAGUCUGGCCUGGACUCUCUGGACCUCGAGUGGACGGCCCUCAAAGAGGAUCCUCUUCCCUUCCUACUACUCCACCUUCCUCCACCAUUCCUACCCCGGAAUCUCCCUCUCUUUCUACCCCUCCUACCCUUGAAUCUCCCUCCCUUUCAACCCCUCCACUUUCCUCCACCCCUCCAAUUCCUGAAUCCCAUUCCCUUUCCAACUCUUCACUUUCCUCCACCCCUCCAAUUCCUGAAUCCCAUUCCCUUUCCAACUCUCCACUUUCCUCCACCCCUCCAAUUCCUGAAUCCCAUUCCCUUUCCAACUCUCCACUUUCCUCCACCCCUCCAAUUCCUGAAUCCCAUUCCCUUUCCACCCCUCCGCCUAUGCCUUAUUUUAUUUUUCAUUAUAUAUAUUAUAAACCAAGAAAAUACAGGACUGUUGUAUGGAAUUAUGUAUGGCGCCUCACAAGCUCGGAGGAGUGGGAAGAGUCCAGCUAUGAUCGACAGCCUCACAGCAGCUGGGAUUGGUGGCACAGUUCUACCAAGACACGGAAACCGACCCUGACGACGAGGGAAGAACUCGAAGCGCUGCGAAAAGAAUUCUUUGAGCUGCGAUUAGCUCUUCUAGAAGAGACGGUCCUCCGUUAUCAGGAACAAAGUAAACUGAAGGCAGCCAUAAGAGACGUAAAAUUUAAGCUCGAGAGAGAAAGGGGGAAGCACCUAUUCCCUUUCUAUGGCAGGACAAGGGUGUAUCACCAUAAGCAAGUAGGUGGGAAGAUACGAUCUGGGGAGCGGGAAAACAGGGAAAGGAAGACUCAAUGGGAUAGGGAAGAAGGUGGGAGGAGACGACCAGGGCAGCAGGAGAACAAGGAAAAGAGAACGCAGUGGGAUAGGGAAGCAAGUGGGAAGAGCCGACUAUGGGAGGAGGAGUACAUGGAAAAGAUAAACACACCUGCACCAAGACAGUAUAUUCCCUGGACAACUGCAACCUCCAGCUGGGCCAGUAGUAGACAGGAUUAUUUGUGGGGCAAGACCAGCUAUGAUCGGCGGUCUGAGAGCAGCUGGGAUUGGUGGUCCAAGGCCAAGAGUUCUCCCAAAACCCGGACACCGACCCGGAAGACGAGGAAAGAACUCGAAGCGCUGCGAAAAAAAGUCAAACGGCUUCGCAGUGCUCUUGAACUAGAGAAGAGAAGAAGAAUACGGGAACGUGAGGAGCUAGAGGACGUCCUGAGGAAGCUGAAAAUGAAACUGCAGAGAGAAAGGGGGAAGAAACUGUUCCCUUGCCUACGCAGGAAAAAGAACAGGAAGAGAGGCAGGAAAAGGGCGUAUCACCAUAGGCGAGCAGGUGGGAAGAUACGAUCUAGGGAGCAGAAGAGCAGGGAAAGGUGGAUGCACUGGGAUAGGGAAGCAGGUGAGAAGAGCCGACUACUGGAGCAGGACAACAUGGAAAUGUGGGCGCAGUGGGACUGGGCUAGUAGUAGACGGGAUUAUUUGUGGGGCGAGACCAGCUAUGAUCGGCGGUCUGAGAGCAGCUGGGAUUGGUGGUCCAAGGCAAGGAGUUCUCCCAAAACCGGGAAACCCGGACCGACCCUGAAGACGAGGAAAGAACUCGAAGCGCUGCGAAAAAAAAAGUCAAAAGCCUGCGCAAUGCUCUUGAACUAG